ACUAGUCUGUUGUUGUCGUAAAUUGUGUCAACAAACUGAGUUUGACUGGAAAUUUAGCGAAUAAUUCAACAAAUUAUAAUAGUUCCGGCAUUUUAUUUUCCUUUUUUGAAGCCGCACAUCUUUUAAAGAUUUUCAUCAUGUGGAAUUCCAUGGAUGAAGGUGGGUUUGGAGGCAAAAGUCGUUUUGAGCAAUCAGCUGGUGGUGGAUUUUUGAAUACUACUAUCAGUUCUCCAAGUACCAGUGAAAAAAAGAAGCCUGAACGACUCACUAAUGUUGUCCCAUGCACAAUUGCUCAAAUCCAUUUGAUGGCAGAAUCAGAUGAUAACCUAAAAAUUGGAAGUCUCACAGCUAAAAUGAUCACAUUUGUUGGGCUUGUGCAGUCAGUUGAUAUCCAGACUACAAAAGUGACUUAUGUAAUAGAUGAUUGCAGUGGACCAGGAAUUGAAGUUCAAAUUUGGAUUGGAGAAAAUGAGGAUUUAGGCAAGAAAGUGAAUGUCGUCCAGGAAAAUACGUAUGCACGAGUCACAGGAGCUGUGAGGUCUAUGAAAGGGAAAAGGCAUGUGAUUGCAUUUAAUAUCUCUCCAGUAAGAGACGCCAAUGAAAUAACUAUGCAUAUUGCUGAAGUGAUACAUGCAUCAAUGUCAGUCUCUGUUAUGGAUAAGCAGAGUUCUACUGGAAUGGCUUCUGGAUUUGGAUCAUCUUCACUUCUUACAUCAACAGGAACUGUUGGUGGAACCUCAGAUACAUUUGGUAUGAAUGCUGGAAUUUCAAGGAACCUUACAAAACCUCAACAACUUGUCCUCCAAGCAGUUAAUGCAUGCAAAGAUGAACAGGGCAUUAACACAGGGGCAUUAUUUGCCAGCUUAAAAUCCCUGAACCGACAAUCUAUUCAGGAAGCUUUAGACUUCUUAAGCAAUGAAGGUCACAUAUAUUCCACCAUUGAUGAAGAUCAUUACAAAUCUACAGAUUGUGUUUGAAAAAGCAUGACUUGGGAAAUAUGAAAUAUUUUUGUCAUAAAAUAAAUUUCACAAAUUUUUGUUCAAAAAGGAAAGAAAAAAGUUUGAAACCAAAAUUUUUUAUACAUUUCCAUAUCAACUUAUUGCCAUAAACUUUUUUGAAGAUAUGUAAAUAAAUGCUUU
Messenger RNA from Uloborus diversus, 1139 nucleotides. RefSeq names its product replication protein A 32 kDa subunit-like (gene RPA2). The transcript has 8 exons. Gene Ontology annotation, molecular function: DNA binding. Gene Ontology annotation, cellular component: nucleus; chromosome, telomeric region; DNA replication factor A complex. The coding region runs from base 138 to 977 and encodes 279 amino acids. The record is from RefSeq and is a predicted model, not a curated record. NCBI's taxonomy places the organism in Eukaryota, Metazoa, Arthropoda, Arachnida, Araneae, Uloboridae. Gene Ontology annotation, biological process: nucleotide-excision repair; double-strand break repair via homologous recombination; DNA replication.